This is a messenger RNA of Grammomys surdaster, 2869 nucleotides long. RefSeq names its product tRNA methyltransferase 61A (gene Trmt61a). The record is from RefSeq and is a predicted model, not a curated record. NCBI's taxonomy places the organism in Eukaryota, Metazoa, Chordata, Mammalia, Rodentia, Muridae. Gene Ontology annotation, biological process: tRNA methylation. The coding region runs from base 228 to 1106 and encodes 292 amino acids. Gene Ontology annotation, cellular component: nucleus; tRNA (m1A) methyltransferase complex. The transcript has 3 exons.
CUCUCUUGUAUCCUCCGAGAACAGAGCCCUCCAAAAUGGCUCCAUAUGUAAGGCUAGAGUGCAGCUCUGUUGGGUUUCGUAAGCAAGUUAGCUAACCCUGCUCAGAACCCAGGCCCACACAGACCUCUCUAUCCAGACCACAGAUCUUCAUCCUGCCUCCUGGUCCUCUGACCUCACGCCCACAUACCGCUUCUCCAGGUCCCUGACACUUGGCAAAUGUUAACACCAUGAGUUUCGUGGCAUACGAGGAGCUGAUCAAGGAAGGCGACACAGCCAUCCUCUCGCUGGGCCAUGGCUCGAUGGUGGCAGUGCGUGUGCAGCGUGGGGCACAGACCCAGACCCGGCAUGGAGUUCUGCGGCACUCAGUGGACCUCAUUGGCCGCCCAUUUGGCUCCAAGGUGAUUUGCAGCAGAGGCGGCUGGGUGUAUGUGCUGCACCCCACUCCUGAGCUCUGGACAGUGAACCUGCCCCACCGCACGCAGAUCCUCUACUCCACCGACAUUGCCUUAAUCACCAUGAUGCUGGAGCUGCGGCCCGGUUCUGUGGUCUGUGAGUCAGGCACGGGCAGUGGUUCCGUAUCCCACGCAAUCAUCCGCAGUAUCGCACCCACUGGCCACCUACACACGGUAGAGUUCCACCAGCAGCGGGCAGACAAGGCCCGGGAGGAGUUCCAGGAGCAUCGGGUGAGCCAGUGGGUGACUGUGCACACCCAGGAUGUAUGCCGCAGUGGCUUUGGUGUGGUCCAUGUGGCUGAUGCUGUCUUCUUGGACAUCCCAUCACCCUGGGAAGCUGUGGGCCAUGCCUGGGAUGCCCUCAAGGUUGAAGGUGGGCGCUUUUGCUCCUUCUCUCCGUGCAUUGAGCAGGUGCAGCGCACGUGCCAGGCGCUGGUGGCCCAUGGCUUCACGGAGCUCAGCACCCUGGAGGUACUGCCACAGGUCUACAACGUGCGGACUGUCAGUCUGCCCUUGCCUGACCUGGGGGCCAACGACUUAGAGGUCAACGUCACCGUGGGCUCUGAUGCAAGCCCCUUCCGUAGUGGGACACCCAUGAAGGAGACUGUGGGCCACACUGGCUACCUGACUUUUGCCACCAAGACCCCAGGCUAGUGGCCUCCAAAGGAGCAUCACAGGCAAGCAGGGAGGCCAGAGGCUUCCUUAUAUGGUCAGCCACUGCCUGUGGGGCUUGUGUUUAGAAAGAGACAGGAGGGCGGGGGCCUCCUGGGUGGUAGAGGGGGGUGAGUAGGCUGGCCCUGCUUAGCCAGGAGGCAUUCCUGUCUUCUGAGAGAGAAGCCUCCACCUCCACACUGCCCAGUGCAAGCUCUGCCCUGGCUCUUUGUUGUCAACAUGAAGUGUCCUCUCCGUAGGCUUGCCUGGGCUUUGAGACCAAACGGUACAGGGCGGCGGGAGCUUUGGGCACUGCCUGAAGCCUGGGCUGACCUGCAGGAGCAUGCAUUGUCCCAUUCCUGGUCCAAGGCUCCAGCCCCUGGUGGGCCAGAGCCUAGCCAGAAGGCCUGGCCCUACCCUCAGCUCCCUGUACUUCCUUGAGGCUGAUGGAGGGACCAGGCUAGCCUAGGAUCAAAGGAGGUGACUCCAUAAUCUUGUGGUGCACAGGUCAUGCGUGAGCACACCUGUGCGAGUACACCUGUGAGUUCCUGGUGUGCUGUCAUCUGGGGUUAGGCUUCAUCCUGUGGAGAUGGAGUGCGGCAGGAUAGGGCCAUGCUGCCAAUGGCCUGUGGAACCAUUGUUGGAGCUGGGGUCAAAGAGCACGUCAUCGAGGAGGCCCAGAGCCCUGGCUGUGGACUCGCUGCAUGUGUCACCGUGGGCUGGUGUCCAUUCCCGCUAUGUGGGUAGCUUUGAGGGAGUUUCAGUGCUCAGGUCAUCUUGAUGUGUGGCUGCCCUGCAGCUGCUGGUGGUGCGUGGAACCAGCCACUGAGAGAUUUACCCAUGUCAUACUGGUAGUGACACAUUGUCGUGUGUCAUACCUGAGAGGAUACCUAACGGAGCAAUAAAUGUUUUACCCCACUGUGCUUAUCCUCCUGGCUGCCAGAAGGGCAGCCCUUCAGCUGUGGUCCAGGCCCACUGCCCACACUUGGCUCCUCUCUGUCCUGAGUAGGUACUGUGGGGUUUCUGAGCUCUGUGUCCUGGGCCCCUCCCCACAUUCCUAUAAGGACCUAACUCGGUGUCCCUGGGGUUGGCUUCCCAGCCUGCCUGCUCUCUGUAAAUCAACCGUAGGUCCUGGAGAGCCCUGUCCUAUGUGCCCUCAGAGCUGUUCGUGCUCCUAGGACCACUAGCCUUGUUCCAGGGACAUGGUCUCAGCACUAACGUAAUACCUAGCCUGAAGGACUGAGGCGAGGCCCCCAGGCAUGUUCAACAUACAGUGGGUGCCUUCAGCACCAGGACCUGCUAAAGGGUUGUAAGCUGGGCACCCUGCUACCUGGCCUGACCAACCCUGGUUAUGUGUCCUUGGGGAAGGGCUCCUGGCCAACAGGUAAAGGUCAAGGAACAGCAUUACUGUGGAAUAGAGCCUGCUCAGUUAUGGGAUACACAGGCCGUAUAGCCAUAAGGCCCAGGUUAUGUCUUUCUCCAUAUGGGUCUCACUGUGGCUAGAUAACUAAAUCCUGGCUUUUGUAGUCUCUGGGCCUUGGAGAGUCUAUCCAACUCCAGUUGACCUCUAAAGUUUAUCCCAGCCCAGACUGGAGCUCCACCCGGCACUGGACUUACCCAUGAGCCUUUGUGUCUCUACAGCUCUGCUCAGGUCAUCCUCUUUAUCAGUUCAUUCAUUAGGUAGUUAGGUUUUAAGGUGGGGUUUUCUCUGUACAGUCCUGGCUGACCUGGAACUUGCUCUAUAAAACUGGCUAGCCUUGAACUCA